Molecule: messenger RNA, 981 nt
Organism: Danio aesculapii
Lineage: Eukaryota; Metazoa; Chordata; Actinopteri; Cypriniformes; Danionidae
Product: cGMP-dependent protein kinase 1-like
Exons: 8
Coding region: 1-981 (326 amino acids)
Molecular function (GO): ATP binding; cGMP-dependent protein kinase activity
Source: RefSeq, a predicted model, not a curated record
AUGAGCGAACUGGACGAAGAAUUUGCCAAGAUGCUGCUUAUAAAAGAGGAGCGGAUUAAGGAGAUGGAGAGGCUGCUGUCGGCGAAGGAGCAGGAGGUGAAUGAACUGAAGAGAAAGCUACACAAAUGUCAGUCAGUUCUGCCGAGCACCAUCGGACCCAGAACCAGGCGCGCGCAGGGCAUCUCGGCUGAGCCCCAAACCGCGAGGACUUUCCAGGACCUGAAGAGCGAGGCUUUGCGCAAACACCAAGUAGCUAAUAAUUACUCACAGCUGUGCCUGCUUGCCAAUCAAGACACCGGCAGCAUAAAAGCAGAUGAGAAGUUGCCAGUGUUUGAGAAGUGUUUAUGCAAGAGGUCUAAAGAACUAAUCAAAGAGGCCAUUCUUGACAACGACUUCAUGAAGAACCUGGAGCUGUCUCAGAUCCAGGAGAUUGUAGACUGCAUGUACCCUGUGGAGUAUGAUAAAGAGAGCUGUAUCAUCAAAGAAGGAGACGUGGGCUCCCUGGUCUAUGUCAUGGAAGAUGGCAAGGUGGAGGUGACCAAGGAGGGCAUGAAACUGUGCACCAUGGGACCUGGGAAAGUUUUCGGAGAGCUCGCCAUUCUUUACAACUGCACCAGGACCGCUACGGUACAGACCCUCACAAAUGUGAAGUUAUGGGCCAUUGACCGGCAGUGUUUCCAGACCAUCAUGAUGAGGACAGGACUCAUCAAACAUGCAGAGUACAUGGAGUUCCUGAAGAGCGUUCCCACAUUCCAAGGCCUUCAAGAAGAAAUCCUCAGCAAGCUGGCUGAUGUGCUGGAGGAGACUCACUACAGUGAUGGAGAGUACAUUAUUAGACAAGGUGCCAGAGGGGACACGUUCUUUAUCAUUAGCAAAGGAAAGGUGAAUGUGACUCGAGAAGAUGCACCCAAUGGGACUCCUGUCUAUCUGCGUGCAUUAGGAAAAGGAGACUGGUUUGGAGAAAAAGCUCUACAAGGGUAA